Molecule: messenger RNA, 948 nt
Organism: Prunus dulcis (almond)
Lineage: Eukaryota; Viridiplantae; Streptophyta; Magnoliopsida; Rosales; Rosaceae
Exons: 2
Coding region: 1-948 (315 amino acids)
Source: RefSeq, a predicted model, not a curated record
AUGGCCGUUUUAACACUAAAAGGAGAUCCGGACAAGAGGGAUACCAGAAAAUAUUGUGCCUUCCAUGCGACACAUGGGCACAAUAAGAAUAAUUGCUUUGCUUGGAAAGCGCAUCUCGAAGAACUCGUGAGAGAAGGUCAUUGCACGGAGUUCAUCGCGAGGCAGGCCAUCCAGCAGAUAGAAGACCGCGAUACCUCCAAGGAGCCACCCCAGAAGGUCAUAAGGAUUAACACAAUCCUAGUCGACUCCGAGGAGUCCGGACUGGCCAACAAAGAAAAGAAGAGGAAGAUCAAACAGGCUACUAUGAUCUCCCAAGUCUCAACUAGCUUCUCACUGGCAGAAGAAGAUCCCGUGAUCGGCUUCCAAAAAAAAGACUUAAUCGGCCUUGAUCUACCACACAAUGACGCCCUUGUCAUCAGCAUUCAAAUCGCUCAGGCCAUGGUCGACCGAGUCCAUGCAGAUGAGGGAAGUGCAGCCAACAUCCUACAAUUGGCAGUCAUCCAACAGAUGGGCUUAGAGGCAAAGAUCAAUAAAUCAGCCAAGUCGCUGACUGGUUUCAAUGGCGCAACGACAGUUACCGUGGGCACGAUAGAUCUCGACGUCUACUCUCCACCUGUAAUCAGCUCACAAACGUUCAUGGUCAUUGAUGAAGUAUCACCCUACAAUGGCAUUCUAGGCCGACCAUGGAUCGGCAAGAUCAAUGCCAUCACCUCCGCCACACAUCAGAAGAUUCGUUACCCAGUUCCUGGGGGCGGUAUCAGCCAGAUCAACAGCGAUCAGACAAUGGCGAGGAAAUGCUCACCUCAAGGGCUGAAGAAAGGCAAGCAAACACAGUUCCUCCCUGUGAAUCAGGCAGAUCUAAAGGGAGUAGAACAAGCAGAGGAGAAAGCAGAUCCCGUUUCUUACGGCCGAGCAGACCAGAAAGAAAAGGGAAUAGCUACUCCCUAG